AAUUUCAGCAGUGUCUCUGAGCCUGUCUCUAGUGUUUUGGCUACAUGCCUCAGAGACUGGGUUUUCCCUGCCCAGGAUGUGCCCCUAUCAGCCUCCCACCAUGUCCCAGGACACCCCUGGCACCUGCCAGCAGGAGCAGAGGCAUGUCCCAGGCAAUGCAGCCACAGCACUUAUCUCUGGGAAUGUGCCAGAGCCUCCCUGACCUCAUCCCUGCAGUGCAGCUCCCUGUGGUCUCAUUGCUCUUGUGAGAAGUGCUGGGCCAGGAUCUCCCACAUCCCACAGCCUGCCCAUGGGAUGUGCAUACAGGACAGAGUCCCUGGGCAAUUCCUGGUGGUGAUCCUUCAAGAGCCAACAAGCCAGCUGGACUGGCUGUUAGGAUUCUCCUGACCAUGCAGUGGUGUGGGAGAGACACCCCAUGCACUGUGAGGCAGAGCUUGAUCAGCCAUCCUUAAGGAACGCUGUGCCAGCCUAGCCUGUAUCUAAGGCAUCAUACUGCUGUCUGCAGCCAUGGGAAAUAAAUAGCUGGAGGAACCUUCAGCCCUAGAAAUCUUCUUCCAUCCCUUCCUGGAGUCCAGCCCCUUGUCCCCUCCUUGCUGUUAGCAGGGAGAAGCUGCUCUACAGCAAAGCCACAGCCAGCAGGUGCCCACAGGUGGGCAUCUGGCAUGGGCACAGUGACAGAAGGGGCUUUGGGCAUUGUCACGCUUGCCCAGGUGGCCUGGGGACAGGGCACUGGCUGUCACCUCCCAGAGGGUGUUACUUUGCUGAUGCACUCUGCUCCGUGACUUCUCCCUGCCAUUCUAAGCAGAGGAAACCACCACUGACAGACAGUUUCCUCCCAGCCACCUUCUAUUUAGCGGAGCGGCUGUUGCCAUCGCCCAUGAGAACCCACCACCGCCCCUCUGGGAGAGGAUCCAAGCAGAGUGGAUUCCCAUGGGGCUGCCACAGUGCCUGGCAGCUGCCUUCCUCUUCAUCCUCCUCCUUCUCCUGGGUGUGAGCACUGGCCAGCGGGUGGUGACUGUCCAGCAGGGACCCCUCUACCGCACGGAGGGGUCCCACGUCACCCUGUGGUGCAAGGUGAGCGGCUACCAGGGCCCGGCGGAGCAGAACUUCCAGUGGUCCAUCUACCUGCCCUCGGCCCCCGAGCGGGAGGUGCAGAUCGUCAGCACCGUGGACCCCUCCUUCCCCUACGCCAUCUACACCCAGCGUGUGCGCAGCCGGGGCAUCUUCGUGGAGCGGCUGCAGGGGGACGCCGUCCUGCUGCACAUCACCGAGCUGCAGGACCGCGACGCCGGCCAGUACGAGUGCCACACGCCCAACACCGACGAGAGGUACUUCGGCAGCUACAGCGCCAAGACCAACCUCUCAGUGAUUCCAGACACACUCUCGGCUUCCAUGGCCCCCCAGGCCCUCACUCGCAUGGAAGGGGAUGCGGUGGAGCUGACCUGUGAGGUGUCCAAGUCCACGGCCCAGCACACACAUCUCUCAGUUGGCUGGCACCUUCUUCAGGGAGCAGCAGGAGAGCACCCUGCCAAGGAGAUCCUCACCCUCUCCAAGGACUUCAUCCUGAAGCCAGGGCCCUCCUAUGAGCAGAGGUUUCUGGAGGGGGAUGUGCAGCUGAACAAGGUUGGGAACAGCACCUACAAGCUUGUCAUCAGGAGGGUGAAGCCAUCUGACCAGGGACAGCUGUACUGUGAGGCAGCCGAGUGGAUUGAGGAUCCUGACGAGACGUGGAAGGACAUCUCCUGCAAGCAAACAGAGAAGACUUCGCUGGCAGUUGUGAGCCAGGACAGAGACCUCUCCGUGGACAUCGCCGCAGCUGAGCGCUCCCUUUCUGAAGGGGACACCCUGCAGCUCACUUGUGUGGUGGGAGCCCCAAAGAACAGCAGCAGGCACUUUAGAGUGAUUUGGCUCCUCAAUGAGAUGGAAGUGGCCAAGGUUGACCCCCAUGGGGUAUUGAUUUGGGAGGAAGGAUACCAGGAGAGAGCCAAGCUGGGGCAGCUCCGAGCAUUCAAGCCAAGCAACGCCGUUUAUGUGCUCAGCAUCUCUGAGGUGGGGCUGGAGGACAAGGGCACAUACCAGUGCUCUGUGUCGGAAAUGAAGGCUCCUGGAGACUUGCACAGCAUCCAGACCAAUGUGUCAUCAGGCAUACAAGUCAACGUGAAGCCAGUAGGUCUGGGUCUGCACGCCACGCUGAGCAGCCGAAUUGCCACCAUCACUUAUGGGCAGAGUUUUGAGCUCUUCUGCCAGGUGAACGCCAGCUACACCCUAGAGGAGGUGCCAGCGUCUGUGAGGUGGCUUUUCCUGCCCAGCCAGCCCACGGGUCCCUUUCAGGAGCUGGUCAGGGCCUUUCCCAGUGGCACUGUGGUCUGGGGGACAGCACAGCCACAGCUCCAGGGGAAAGCCCAGCUGGUGAAGACUGACACCUCCUUCAGGCUGCACAUCCACAGCGCCUUGCCUGCCAACGAGGGGACAUACCAGUGUGAGGUGGAGGUCUGGAGGAGGAACAUCCUGCCCCUGGGGCAGCCAGCAGCCAGCACCAGCUCCAAUGCCGUGGGAAUAAAAGUGGUGCUGCCAGAAAGCAAGCUUCAGGUUGCUACGCAAGACAGCUCUGUGGAAAUUGCCAGUGGUAACGCAGCCAUUGAGUGCAGGGUUGUGUUUGCCCCGAAAAAUUCACAGUUUGCUGUUACCUGGUACCUCCUGCCUCCUCUGGCGGAUGCGACGCCCCUGCAAAUCGUCAGGGCCAGCUACAGCAGCAUUCUGGAAUACGGGUCUGAAUUCAGCUCUCCUGCACAAAAGUCCCGGUUCCUGAGCCAGAGGGUGUCCAGCAACAUAUUCCAGCUGCAGAUUCUGUCUGCAAACCUCGGGGACCAGGGCAGGUACUACUGUGUGGUAGAGGAGUGGCUCUGGCUGGUGGAUGGCUGGUACAAGCUCGGAGAGGGAGCAUCAGGAAGGACCACGCUGAGGUUCAAACUCCCAGAGCGUGAGCUGCAGAUGGAGAGAACCAACCGCAGCAUCUCCGCGAGGGAGGGCGAGGAGGUGACGCUGCCCUGCCGGCUGCAGGGUGCCCUCCUGCCCGGCACACACCUCUCAGCCACCUGGUUGCAGGUGGGGAGCAGUGGCCAUGACAGCUGCCUGCUGACCCUGCACCACGAUGGCACCGUGGAGUACCCGCAGGAGCGCCUGGCAGGGCGGCUGUACCUCCGCCGCCCCUCGCCUGGCGACUUCAGCCUGACGCUGCUCAGCGUGGAGAGGGGAGAUGCUGGGGCCUAUUACUGCCAGCUGCAGGAAUGGCAGCAGCAGAGCGAGGGGAAGGACUGGGCUCUGCGAGCCUUGGCACGCUCUGGGUACACCCAGCUCGCCACCAUCCCGCCAGAGUCAACUGUUUUGUCUAGGAUCUGCUCAUCUCCACCACUGCUGAACUUCAUCUUAUACUUACCAUUGGUUCCGAUCCUUCUCCUGGCCCUUGCUGUCUUCUGCUGGUACUACAAAUCCAGGAAAAACAAGAGGGGCAACAUCACAGGAUGGAUGAUGGAACUGGAAGGGAAAGAAGAGGUCAAGAAAACUUAGCUGGUCUGUAGAGGCAGAUGUAACUUGGAGAGCAGAGCUGGACAGCUGAGGAGGACUGAGCACUUGCAGAGGGGUUUUUUAUGGUUUUGUAGUAGCUCUUGCAAUAAAUCCUUGAGAUUGUGUGUUUGCUUUUGAUGGAA
Parus major (Great Tit) is the source of this 3707-nucleotide messenger RNA. Its product is annotated as immunoglobulin superfamily member 3-like. Bases 931 to 3567 code for a protein of 878 amino acids. The record is from RefSeq and is a predicted model, not a curated record. The transcript is spliced from 8 exons. NCBI's taxonomy places the organism in Eukaryota, Metazoa, Chordata, Aves, Passeriformes, Paridae.